Molecule: messenger RNA, 885 nt
Organism: Bufo bufo (common toad)
Lineage: Eukaryota; Metazoa; Chordata; Amphibia; Anura; Bufonidae
Gene: SPC25
Product: SPC25 component of NDC80 kinetochore complex
Exons: 7
Coding region: 71-805 (244 amino acids)
Biological process (GO): chromosome segregation
Cellular component (GO): Ndc80 complex
Source: RefSeq, a predicted model, not a curated record
GGGAGGGGAGCGCUCAGUCAUAUACCGGGCCGGAGCAGCUGGGUGAGUGGACGGGGGUUGUGCAGGCGGCAUGGAGGACAGCUCAGAUACCGUCUUUGUUCCGGCGAACGCCGCUCCCUCCGCCAAGAUGGACGAUGAGCAGAGCCUCCACGUCUUCAUGCAGGAUUUCCGGACGCGGUUCAUGAGCCAGAGCAGCGAGGAGAUGAUGCUGCAGGAGAUAAAGGACUCGUACAAGAAGUCGCUGCAGAACCUCGCCGAUUCUUGGGCCAAAAAAUGCAGAGAAGGAGAAACGAUGGUCGAGAAAGUCCUGGAGUUCAGAGAUGCGAUUGAGAACCAGAACAAGCGCAUCGAGGAGAAGCAGGACACCAUCUUGAGAGAGAUCGCCAAAGUGAAGGAGAACGAGAAGAUGAACGCAGAGCUGUCCGAACACAUCCAGGGGUUACGGGAAGAACUUGCCCGCAAGAGGGAACUUGCUUUGGCAAGCAAGAAAGCAAAUAAAGACAAGCUGAAGGAGCUGCACAAGUCGGCCACUUUAUUCAAGGAGCGUCUGGGGCUGGAGAUCCGUAAAGUGCAAGGUGACCGGCUACAGUUUAUCUUCAGGUGCAUUAAUCCCAAAGACCUGGAGGAGCCGUAUUCCUGCAUAAUUUAUUUUAACAAGGAAGGGGAAUAUCAGCUUACAGGGUGUGAUCCUCCCCUGGAGUCUAUCGCGGAGUACGAGAGGAAAGUACGAGAAACCAAGAACUUCUCAGCGCUGCUUGCCAACCUGCGCAAAUCCUUUGCCGCAUUAUGUACUCAAGUGAAGUAAUCCGUCCUUCUCCUAGUCCUCUCCUCUUGUAUGUACUUUUACAUGUUCUUGUGUAUUGUUAUAAUAAAUCUGUGACUUUC